GUUGAACGUAAACCGAGCAUGCGCAGAAGCUACGCGAAGAUCUCGAAAGUCCGAUCUGCAGCCCAUUUUUAAAACAAAACUGAUUAAAAAGGUAAUUGUUGAGUUGGUCUCACGCUUGAAUUGGAGCCGAUGUGGAUUUUUCCGCGUGUACUAUAGCCACGUGACCUUUGGCCGGAUUGACUUCACUCACUCCUUCCCCAUAUCAACAUGAGCAGUACAACACAGAGGAAAAGAAGGAAUGGCGCCCCCUCAAGUUCCAGACGUACGACCAAGACUAGCAGAGUUGUCACCACCACCACCAGCGUGCGACCUCAUGCAGCAGUAGCUGCUGAGACCAUUGACGUGCUUGAGGGCAGCAGGAAUAGCAGUGAGGAGGUAGUGGACUUAACAUGUGAAGGUUCUGAGCCGACUGUGGUAGACUUGACUAAUAAUGAUUCUGUGGUGGUUGUCGAUGAAGGGCCUCAGGGCAGACGUGGCACAGACAGUGAGAGCUAUGUGCUGAGCAGCGAUGAGGAGGAUACGAAUGGAGGUCUCAGUGAUGACCUCUUGUCCUCCCUACAAGCCAGCAGCAGAGCCAGGUCUACCCCAGGGACAGUCAGCUGCCCAGUGUGUAUGGACGCCUAUGCUGAGAUCGUUGAAAGUGGGAGACUAGUCGUAUCCACAAAAUGCGGUCACCUCUUCUGCAGUCAGUGCCUCCGUGAUUCACUGUCGAGAUCCCACACUUGCCCAACUUGCAGAAAGAAACUGACUCACAAGCAAUACCACCCCAUAUACAUCUGACACAAACCCAUAAGACCGCUGGUUUCACCCACACCAAACCUAUAAGACUUUGUAUCAUGCCUGAGCAUAUCACUGCCCCCUACUGGACAAAACCUUAACUUUUACAUACUUUUUUUAACAUUCUACAAUCAAAAGAGCAAAGUAUAGGAAUUCACUCUUUUGCCAACAUGCAUUCACUUGAAUUUUUUCUGUUUUCUUCCACCAAUUUUCCAACUGGUUGUCCUUCAUUUCAUAGUUAUUGGGUUGUUUUGAAUCAUCAGUGACCACGACCAAGGAAGCAAAGCUACGAAGCCAUCUUCCUUUUGAUAAAAUACUGUUUUAAUUAAGGGCCACAUUUAGAAUUGUAUUUUCCUUUAGCAAUUGUCCGCUUGCUCUGUUUUUUGCUCUUAAGGAGUCACUUGUUGUGAGGACAGCUAUCACGUGUGAAUGGCACUUUGACAACGAUGACAACCUGGAUUAUUAAUUGGUGGAUGUCUGAAUGGUGAAUGUUGCUUGAACCCCAUUGUUGUAAAUAUUGCUGUAUGUAUGGUUGUAUAUAUGGUUGAAGGAUAAGUUAAGAUGAGCUUAACCUGUAUAAGCUUCAAUAAAAUGUUGUUGAUUGUAAA
Esox lucius (northern pike) is the source of this 1385-nucleotide messenger RNA. RefSeq names its product ring finger protein 4 (gene rnf4). Bases 208 to 780 code for a protein of 190 amino acids. The record is from RefSeq and is a predicted model, not a curated record. NCBI's taxonomy places the organism in Eukaryota, Metazoa, Chordata, Actinopteri, Esociformes, Esocidae. Gene Ontology annotation, biological process: positive regulation of transcription by RNA polymerase II. The transcript has 8 exons. Gene Ontology annotation, molecular function: zinc ion binding; transcription factor binding.